UUCGCAGGACAGCGCCGUGUCCCCAGGGUUUUCGGGAAACGUUUGCGUGUUUCCACUACGUGACGCAGGUGUCCAGAGAUCACAAGAGCUCUGCUGUCAAACAUUAACACAGUGUAAAUCCCACACGCCAUUUACUACUCGUCAGUCCCCCAGCAUGCACUGGAACAUUGCUGUCGUGUCUCGGCACAUUCUGUGACAUUCUAUCUGCUCUUUUCAUUCCCAUCGGAUUCGCUGUAUGGAGCCUUCAAUGUAAACACUUGCAGUUUGGUAUGAACAGUUAUCUCCACAGAUGGCAAAUCUCUUUGCUGACUCCCUGUGGGGAAUGUCACACAACAGGAAAGGCCAGGAAGGAGCUUAGGAAAGGUGCUCGCGGCCGUGCGAGUCUGCGCCUGUGGGAACCAUACUGCGGACUUGCUGCAAACGGAACCGGGAAUUUGGUGGGAAUGUGCGCGCUGCCACUCUGCCACGGGCCCUGCAUUCAUCACUAGCUUAUGGAUUUAAGGAGUCAUCUGCUCCUGCUGCUCUGCAUGGCUGCCUCUGAGAUUCCGGACGCUCGAGCCAGACCAGCCGACUUUGUGUGCGAUGAUAGUGCCAGGAGAGACAUGAACAAGGCCAAGGAGCUGGAGGCAGCUAUGAACGCGUGUGGUGGAUCGUCCGUCCUCCCCGUCCCCGUCCAGCUGCCCUGCGCGAAGAUUCAUAAGGCAUCCUGGGAAAUACAAACGCUGCUGGAGAAAAGAGCUGAGAUCUGCGCAGCUCUGGAGAUGCUGAGGGGGGCCGUGGUGGCGGUGCGAGGCCACUUCCUGUCGUCGUGUCAGUCCAUCCUGUUGGAGCAGCUGGACAGCAGCGUGACCAACCAUCUCCUCAUAGUGAGACACCUGGCACUCCCAGGGACAGGUGUGCAGGGAGACACGGAGCGCCUGGACUCGACGUGCCGUAGCCGAGACACCCGGGACCUGCGAGACGUCCUGCAGCUGUACAGCUCUCUGCUCAGAGGCAAACUGGAGUGGCUCAUUGGGGACCUGGCCGAUUCCUGCCAUGGGGACAGCUGACUUCUCUCAGAUCAGGACAUCGGUGUCCAGGGGUCCCCAUGCACACACACACAUGCGCUGACACGCACACAGGGGUGAUGUGCUCCGCUUGGAUACUGACUCCCAAGGACUUGGGACAGUGGAGCUGCGCAACUUUGAGGUGAAGAAACUGGACCUUCUGUUGAUCCCUGGUCACGCUGCUGUGACACGCCGAUGAAUUUUGCUGAAGAUACAAAACAUACACAGUAUGAUUAUUAUCCACACACUGAUAGUUCCAUAUUUUCAUAUAUGAGUAUAGUCAGCAUGUAUUUAUUUAUGAGGAGCAAUAUGAGAAAAAUUACACUGAAUUAGGAACCUUUGAGGCUUGGGACAUUGGAUUGGACGCGCGCACGUGGUGAGGGGGAGAAGCGAGGGCAGUGAGUUCAAAAGGGGCUGGGGGGGGGGGGUGGAGGAGCUGGAGAUCCCCAGCACCCCCACCCUGGUGACAACAUCAGUGCUGGGUCGCCUCCCCUCACUGCCUUAACUACCACCUUAAUCUGAAAGUUGUGGCAACAUGUUGUUGUUAAAGUGAAUGUAGAAGAGGAGAUGUUACAUAGAUUGUGCCGUAAUCCUUUUUUUUUUUUUUAUUGACUGUAGCUGCAGUUUGAGAAAACAAAUAUAUUUUUUUAUUCAAUACGGAACGAUCCGUUCUCAUAUGAAUGCUUUUAUAACGCUUUGCUGUUGUUGUCAGCCUUCGGUGUUCACAACCUUGAAAGAGGACCUUUUUGGAGGCGUGACGCUCAAAGUGCCGUUGAAUCCAUGCCAACGCUUGCUGACACUUUCGGAGGUGCCCCAGUAAGUUCCAUUGGUGCUGACAGUCGAAGCGACAGUAGACGCGGCCCUGAGUCCAUCCCUCUGGUCACCUCCUGUCCUCUUCAUCUUUUCCUCCAACUUGUCCAAACAUCACUGAGAAUCCAACCGUCUCAUGACGUGUCCAAAGGACAACAACCUUGGUCUCUUCCUCUGAGCGUCCAGUGACAGUUCUGGUUCGAUCUGAUCCAACAUCCACCUGUUUGUACUCUCUGUCUCUGUCCACAAAGCACCGGAACAUCUCCUACGGCACCAAGGUUCAAAGGACUCUGUGAUUCUGGCGUUUUGUAUCUUCAGUGUCCAACGCCGACAUCCACUCAGCGUCAAAGACAUUACACACAUUUACAUUUAUUAAUUUU
Scleropages formosus (Asian bonytongue) is the source of this 2236-nucleotide messenger RNA. It is a transcript of the gene thpo, whose product is annotated as thrombopoietin. The transcript is spliced from 5 exons. Gene Ontology annotation, cellular component: extracellular region. Lineage: Eukaryota; Metazoa; Chordata; Actinopteri; Osteoglossiformes; Osteoglossidae. The record is from RefSeq and is a predicted model, not a curated record. Gene Ontology annotation, biological process: cell population proliferation. Gene Ontology annotation, molecular function: cytokine activity; hormone activity. The coding region runs from base 492 to 1049 and encodes 185 amino acids.